ACGCAGGCCCAGUUCUUUGUCCAGGAUGUUAGCACUGCCUCUGCAUUGAAGAAUGUCAACUACAAGAUUCGUGAUGAUGAGAACCAAAAGAUACGUAUUUUUGUCAGUCACUCUACUGUACCCUAUUCUGUGCAGAAUAAGUUGAAGCCGGAACAAAUGGAGCAGCUAAAGCUGACCAUGAACAAACGAUAUGAUGUCUUCCAGCAAGCUCUUGACCUCCAGAGCUUCCGCUUUGAACAAGACUUGGUGGACCAUGAUAUUGACAUGAUCCUGAAUCGAAGAAACUGCAUGGAUGCCACCAUAAAGAUCAUCGAGGAGAAUUUCCCUGAGCUGUUGUCCUUGAACUUGCGCAGCAACAAAUUAUACCAGCUGGAUGGCCUGUCUGACAUUAUACAGAAGGCCCCCAAAGUCAAGAUCCUGAACCUGUCCGACAAUGAGCUGAAGUCAGCUUGGGAGUUGAACAAGAUAAGAGAGCUGAAGCUCGAAGAGCUGUGGCUAGAAGGAAACCCAUUGCGCAACAACUUCUCAAACGAGUCUACCUAUGUGAGUGCCAUCCGGAAUUGUUUCCCCAAGUUGUUAUGCCUGGAUGGCCAGCAGUUAUUCCCAUCACUUACUGUUGAAAUUAAAGUCGCCGACAUAAUGACACCCAGCAAGGAAAGCUAUAGAGGAUCUGAGACUCUGAAGAAUCUAAUCUUGCAGUUCUUGCAGCAAUAUUACUGGAUCUAUGACUAUGGGGACCGGCGGGGUCUCCUGGUUGCUUACCACGACGAGGCCUGCUUCUCGCUGACCAUUCCCUUCAACGCUGAGGACCCAGCUCCGUGA
This is a messenger RNA of Trichechus manatus latirostris (Florida manatee), 822 nucleotides long. Its product is annotated as nuclear RNA export factor 2-like. The record is from RefSeq and is a predicted model, not a curated record. Gene Ontology annotation, molecular function: RNA binding. The transcript is spliced from 10 exons. The annotation marks the transcript as partial. NCBI's taxonomy places the organism in Eukaryota, Metazoa, Chordata, Mammalia, Sirenia, Trichechidae. Gene Ontology annotation, biological process: poly(A)+ mRNA export from nucleus. Gene Ontology annotation, cellular component: cytoplasm; nucleus.